AGUGAGAACACAAAACGGUGUGAACUGUUGGAGCAUGUCAACAUUAUUUUGAGUUUCUUAGUUGCGGCAUAUAUUUUAACAUAAACGCUUAAUUCCGGACUCAGAAGACGACAUCAUCAGGAGGUUAAACGGUUGUCAGAUUUAUUAGGAAUACUUUGAGGCGUUUAUGUUUCUGUUCAGAGCAAUAAACUAGCUAAAUUUAGCUUAUAACGGUGCUAACUUAGCUUGUUUUGGCAUCCUUUACUGGCUGCGCUGCUGAAUUUGCGGUUUUAUAGCCAAACACACAUUGACCAGUCAGAUUUAAUGAUAUGUUACUGUGCUUUAGUUGACACCAAGAUGUUAGGCACUUCCGUUUCUCUGCAGCCCCGUGGCAGACAGUGAUGUUUAGGCUGACUGGUCUUUUCAGAGCAGCACGCAGGACCGUCUGCAGCGCCGCCGACGACAUGGCGAAGGGCAAGUUUUUCUACGCAGUAAAGAAAGGAUUCAAACCAGGAGUCUACAGUUCAUGGGAUGAAUGUAAGAGCCAGGUGGACAAAUUUCCAUCCGCUUCUUUCAAGAAGUUUGCUUCAGAGAAAGAUGCUUGGGCGUUCUUCAGAGGAGUCGAACCUUCUGCUGUUCCUGAGGUGAAGAAAGUGACUCAGGUUGAGGAGCCAGCAGUCACUCUGCUUCCCAAAAGGGGCCCAGAGCCUCUGGAGUACAUCCCUCUUGGUAAGAAGAGAUGUCACUCAGAGGAGGAGGCGGAGUCUCAUCCCAAACGAGUUAAACCGUCGGAAAGCUUGUCUUCGGAAAGCACAGAUGGAUUCACAUACAUGGGUGAUGCUGUGGUCGUUUACACCGACGGUUGCUGCUCUGCCAAUGGACAGAAGGGCGCCCGAGCCGGCAUCGGCGUGUACUGGGGCCACAACCACCCACUGAAUGUUGCUGAGCGGCUGCACGGAAGACAAACCAACCAGCGUGCAGAAUUACAGGCAGCCUGCAAAGCGCUGGAACAAGCCAAAGAGAUGAACAUAAAAAAGUUGGUACUCUACACUGACAGCAAGUUCACCAUCAAUGGUGUGACCAGCUGGGUGAAGAACUGGAAGCUGAAUGGUUGGAGGCUGAAAUCUGGAGGUGAGAUCACCAACAAAGACGACUUUGUGAUGCUGGACAGACUGAAUGCUGAGCUGGAGGUGGUCUGGAUGCAUAUUCCCGGUCACGCCGGCUACAGAGGCAACGAGGAGGCCGACAGACUGUCGAGGGAAGGAGCAGCGAAGCCUUUAUAGCAGCAGCAUGAAGGAAAAGGGACUAUUACAGUUGAGAGAUCUGCUGCAGGACUGUUCACUCUGGUUUGUCAGCCAGUCGGCUGCUUUGAUACAGAGGUUUGUUUUUCUCUCAACAGCGCUUGUGACUGAACCGAAACUCGGUCGGAGGAGUCUUUGUGUUUGUCGGUUUUUAUGUGAAAUGUUUAUUUUAAUUUUGUGUUUCCCGCUCUAAAUAAAGUUAUAAGUUUCUGGUUUAA
Messenger RNA from Micropterus salmoides (largemouth bass), 1498 nucleotides. RefSeq names its product ribonuclease H1 (gene rnaseh1). Gene Ontology annotation, molecular function: nucleic acid binding; RNA-DNA hybrid ribonuclease activity; magnesium ion binding. The coding region runs from base 381 to 1262 and encodes 293 amino acids. Gene Ontology annotation, biological process: DNA replication, removal of RNA primer. The record is from RefSeq and is a predicted model, not a curated record. Lineage: Eukaryota; Metazoa; Chordata; Actinopteri; Centrarchiformes; Centrarchidae. The transcript has 8 exons.